AUUGUUGGCACACCUCUCCAGGUAAUAAUUUGUCAGCUUUAUUAACUGUGACACACUGGGCUAGCUGUGUAACGGCAGGAUAAAGAGGCGAGCUUACCUAACCUGCUUUGUCUCUGUUUUGAUGAUGGCGCACUCAGGCCCAUGAAAGCUAACAUUAGCUAGGUCCAUUGGCAACUCAGAUGGCGCUGUGUCCGACAUGUUAACUUGUGCACUCAGCUGUAAAUUUGAACCCAUCAUGUCACCUGUCAGUGUGACCAACGUUUGCAAAAAAAAAACCCUUUCUUUCGUUUUGGAUGUGUGUGUACAGGCAGAACAAGCGGGCUUGAGGAGACUUUUCUGUCACAAUCGUGUGCUUCAUCAGGCGGAAGAGGCGCCGAGAAAUAAAUGUUAUCUUUUGUUUUGUUUUGUUUUUAUGCGAUUUCCCCCCCCCCCCGCAGCAGUUUGUAAAGCAUGCAGGUUUGAUAUUUCAGCCUCUUCUUAACAAACCGGUGUUAUCGCUGCUAAAGAUUGAGGUUAAUCGCACUGCAGAGAGCUGGCCAGCAACUGCGUUUUGGUGGACAAGUGGGGACAAAAGCUGGAUGGAUGCACAAACACACACAGUCUCUGUUAGUUUUUGUCAGCUGGUGUAAUGGAUGCUUGUCUCGCCAUGUAUUUUUCACAGGCGUGGACGGGGCAGGAUUAAGAAACAGGCAUGAUCAAUAACGCUUGACAACAGUUCAUGAAAACCCUGUUGUUGUUUUGCUCCAUCGUCACACGCAGUGCGAAGAAAGUGUUUCAGGCAGCUGAUUGGCUGACAGGCUGCCGUCUGUGUGGCAACUGCAGCACGUGACCAGGUAGAGCGCUGAUUGGCUUCAUCAGGUGUCAGUUGUAGGAGUUUAGGAACAUCUGUGAACACCCCUGCAUGUUCACCGGCAGAGUGACCAGAAAAAUAGAAACACCAACACACAGUCUAUGGUAUGAAGCAACAUCCCUGCUAUACAGUCACUUGCUGCCUGGACAUGACCGUUGGUUGAACUGACGCUUGAGGAGUCACAGCGGCAGCAUCCUUCAGCCAGCCGUUCAUCUCCAUGCCACUCUGAGGAGGAAUCACUCAUCCUGAGUACGAGUUCGGCCCUUGUGUUUCUCUUCUCUUUUCACCAUGGGGGGAGCCGUGAGCGCUGGAGAGGACAAUGACGACCUCAUUGAUAAUCUGAAGGAGGCCCAGUAUAUUCGCACAGAAAAAGUUGAACAGGCUUUUCGGGCCAUAGACCGCGGUGACUACUAUCUGGACGGCUACCGGGACAGUGCCUACAAAGACUUGGCGUGGAAGCAUGGCAACAUACACCUGUCUGCUCCGUGUAUAUACUCCGAGGUGAUGGAGGCCCUCAAACUGCAGCCAGGACUUGCUUUCCUCAAUCUGGGCAGUGGUACUGGCUACCUGAGCACAAUGGUUGGCCUUAUCAUAGGUCCAUUUGGUGUAAACCAUGGAGUUGAGCUCCAUAAGGACGUGGUUGAAUAUGCCAGAGAGAAACUGGAUGAUUUCAUAAAGAAUAGUGACAGCUUUGAUAAGUUUGAGUUCUGUGAACCCGUCUUUGUAGUGGGGAACUGCCUUGAAAUCUCAACAGACAGUCACCAAUACGAUCGCAUUUAUUGUGGCGCAGGAGUGCAGAAAGACCAUGAAAAUUACAUGAAAGUACUGCUCAAAAUUGGAGGCAUUCUGGUGAUGCCUAUAGAGGAUCAGCUGACCCAGAUAACCAGGACUGGCCAGUGCACAUGGGAGAGCAAAAACAUCUUGGCGGUGUCCUUUGCCCCUUUGGUCCAGCAGAGCAGAGCUGAUGGAGAGAAGCCUGACACUGUCCAGCUGCCCCCAGUGACUGUCCGCAGCCUUCAGGAUCUGUCUCGGAUCUACAUACGCCGCACUCUCAGAAACCUGGCCAACGAGGACAGCCAGGGGAAGGGGAUGGUGCAAAGAGUUCCCCAGAAGCGCAAACGCAGGCGCUGCCGACGGCGACGCAUCAACACCUACGUUUUUGUAGGCAAUCAGCUGAUCCCCCAAAUGGUGGAGAGUGAGGAGGAAGAGCACCCUGAGGAAGAACACAAGGAGGUGGAGGAGGAGGAAGAGGAAAGAGACAUUGGCGACAUUGAAAUCCUCAAGCAAGUGAACGUGUUGAGAGACCAAAUAAUGGCUUUACCGCUGCCUGAGUCGCUGAAAACAUACUUGCUGUAUUACAGAGAGAAAUGACUGAUUCACUCGAUAUCCACUCGUAAUGGGUGCAGCACUCGCUGAAAUGCUUUUCUUCACCCUUUUCAGUACAAAUGUAGCAUUAUUUCCAUUAAAUCUUGAUGGCAAAACUGUAACGGAAAGAGACGUCAUAGAUAAUAUUGGAUAAUAAUGUUAUGAUUGUCAUGAGUUGUUAUUUUUUGUUGACAUUUUCUUUUGAUUUGUAUAUCAAAAAAAAAAAGAAACAAUGUAAAAAGUAUACUAAAUGGACAUAGUUUCAGAAACCCAUUUUGAGAUUCAGAUUUUAUCACAAUGUCAGGAUUUCUGCAGAAGUGUGCAGAUCAAAAUUGUACAAAAAACAAAGUUCUUACUAUAUUUGUUAAAAUAUGAUCAUGCUAAGAUGAAGACUUUUAUUGUGUUUUUUUUAGAAGCUUUAACUUACUAUCAGUGUAUGGUGAUUUAAUGAUGCUGAAAGGAGCAAAAAACACUGAACGGCAAAUAAAGCCGCAUCCUCUCAUUUUGAGUUCAAGAGUAAGACAUUCUUGCAUAAUCAUAAAUGGGACAAUUAUGUCAUUACUCUUCUUGAUAUUUCGUUUUCGGUCAACACAUUUUAUACCUUCCUAUUACAAGAGAUCAUUGAGAAACUAGAUUGGUUCAUAAUUUUUUCUACAGGGCACCUUUUAAGGUAACUUUUUCUACAGGGUGCUUACAUACUUGUGUUUUCUCACUUUGCAUAUGAGUAGCUGACAUCCUACUUGAUAUGAAAAGGUGUUGUAGGCCCUCUCCUCUCCAUGGUUUGCUUUCCAUUGUUGAUGCAAAUAGUAUAUUAGUUUAAUCAAUCAUAUCAGAGGUUUAAAAUAAUGAUAAAACUGAUGACGGGUGUUCAGUGGUGGUUUACAUUUUCAGCUUUUUUUUUUUAGAGGGAACUGGUAAAGGGUCAAUAAUAAGCACAUGCAUGGAUAUACUGUAUGUGUUGGGUGUUCCUGACUUUGCUUCACAUCUUAUGAUUGGUCACUGGAGGUGAUGUUCCAAGUGAUCAAGUCCGGAAAUGUUUUUGACAAAAGGAAAAAAAAAAAUGAAUUCAAAGAAUAUUAAUCAAUUAGAUGGCCUUGAGACAAAUCUCAAAUUCUGUAUAGUAGUGCGUUUUUUUAUAUCGAUAAUGCAACUCAGAAUCGCUGAGGAUUUUGAAGCCUUUUGUAUCCUGGACUGUAGAAGCGUCCAACAAAGCACGUAAUUCUGCAGUCCUCAAGUGAAAAAAAAAAAGAGGUGCCAUUUUUUGGCUUAAUUUGAAUUGUGGACUGGACUUCUUGUAACGUAACUACUGUUUAAUCAAAGUACAAUUUGCUUGCAGAACUUCCCUGAUAGUGAUGGCUUUUAAGUGCCAACGUACCCCAUCACAUUAGGACUUCUGUGAGUUUUCUGACACAGUAAAUUUACCCAAACAGUGAUGUAUUUCUACAAAAAAACAUUCCACAGUGAAAAAAGAAAACCACGCAUCACUGAUAGAUGUCACACUUUUUUCUUUAUGCUUUACAGUCGCAGACUUGGAAAUUUCCUUCAUCUUACUUUGAAUGCAUAAUUUAGUAUUCCAAAAGUUGAGUUGAAUGUUGUUGAUAUUAAUUCUAUUCAAUAUAAAAGUGAUAUAUAUGUAUUGUUAUCAUAUGAUUCUGCAUAAAGUUUAAUUUGCAUUUUGGUUUGUUGUAGCGCCCUCUUGCUGUACUGUAUCUUGACACUGGGAACUCUGUAGGUCAAAACUUCACUGCUGUCUGUUAAAUAGAUACGAUAUUAGUGGUAUAGGUCUUCAUUUUGUUCUGGUGUAAUGAAAAAUAUUUUGUUUGAAAACAGGGGUUCUAUUAGUGGUUUUUGUGUGAAGAGGUAACAUUUAUUUUCUGUAAGUUUUUUAAAUUUUAUUUUAUUUUUUUUUACAUUCAUCCGGAAGCUUUGCAAGUAAGCAAUAAUGGAAUAAUUUCUCAGUUUAUAAUUACCAAUAACAACAUAGUCCCAUUUGAUUUGCGUAGUAUCCAUUAAAAUCCACAUGACCAAUUACAGGCAUGCAACAGUUUACAUACCAUUAUCUAAAAUGUAAUUGCUAAUUAGAGAGCACAUUAAGUAUUGAAAGCAGGGGACCUACAACCUCGACUCUCAGGUCACGCCUUGCACCAAAGUUAAUGGGACUGCUGUGAUUACAUUUAAUGUGGACGAGAGUCAACUAUACAAAAAUGGCACCCGGUAAAGACCAAGUCAUAACCAAUUCUGUGCUUUUAUAUUAAGUUAAUUUGUCAAGAGCCAAAAUAGUUCUGUUGCUGUUUAUUAGGCCUAGAUUGAUUUCUCAUAGUGUGUGCAGUUCAUUUUGAAAAUGUGUUGUUUCUCCGUAAAUGUUUGGCACAAAAAUAAAGGUCACAAUCACA
Molecule: messenger RNA, 4608 nt
Organism: Siniperca chuatsi (mandarin fish)
Lineage: Eukaryota; Metazoa; Chordata; Actinopteri; Centrarchiformes; Sinipercidae
Gene: pcmtd1
Product: protein-L-isoaspartate (D-aspartate) O-methyltransferase domain containing 1
Exons: 6
Coding region: 1139-2221 (360 amino acids)
Biological process (GO): protein modification process
Cellular component (GO): cytoplasm
Molecular function (GO): protein-L-isoaspartate (D-aspartate) O-methyltransferase activity
Source: RefSeq, a predicted model, not a curated record